Molecule: messenger RNA, 753 nt
Organism: Trametes versicolor FP-101664 SS1
Lineage: Eukaryota; Fungi; Basidiomycota; Agaricomycetes; Polyporales; Polyporaceae
Product: NAD-P-binding protein
Exons: 5
Coding region: 1-753 (250 amino acids)
Molecular function (GO): oxidoreductase activity, acting on the CH-OH group of donors, NAD or NADP as acceptor
Source: RefSeq, a predicted model, not a curated record
AUGUCGCCUUCGACUGCCACUUGUCCGACCACUUGGCUCAUAACCGGAGCAUCUCGCGGCAUUGGGCUCGAACUCGUCAGGCAACUGCUCGAAAACUCGCAGAACCUCGUCAUCGCAGCGUGCCGGACCCUCGAAAAGGCGACCGUACUCAACGGGCUGAAGAGCAACGCGCAGGGCUCCCUGCACGUUAUCAGGCUGGAGGUCACCGACUUCGACAGCGUCCGGGCGGUCCCGGGGGCAGAUGCUCCGCGACACCGCGCCAUGCCCCACGCGCUGAUCUGGCUUGUGUCCGCAAUACGGCUUAUCCCGGACACGCCGCUCACCAUAGACCCGGAGGUCCUGGUCCAGACGCUGCGCACAAACGCCGUCGCGCCGGCGCUGCUCUCGCAAGUAUGCAUGCCGGCGCUCGACAAGGGCAAGGAGAAGAAGAUCCUGAACAUCUCGAGCACGCUCGGUAGCAUCGCAAGUGCGGACGAGUUCGGCGGCACGACCGCCUUGUACUCCAUGAGCAAGGCUGCCCUGAACAUGCUGACAUACAAGCAGAGGUUGGCGCGGCCCGACCUUACUGUCAUCACCAUGUGCCCUGGAUGGGUCAAGACUGACCUGGGCGGCGAGAAUGCGCCGGUGGAGCAGAAGGACAGCAUUGCUGGCAUAAUCAAGGUCAUCACCUCUGUCACAGCCGGGGACAGUGUAAAGUACCUGAGGUACAACGGAGAGGUGAUCGAUGAUCCCUUGGUAAGAGAUGUUGCGUAA